Molecule: messenger RNA, 10883 nt
Organism: Schistocerca gregaria
Lineage: Eukaryota; Metazoa; Arthropoda; Insecta; Orthoptera; Acrididae
Product: phosphatidylinositol 3,4,5-trisphosphate 3-phosphatase and dual-specificity protein phosphatase PTEN-like
Exons: 10
Coding region: 855-2315 (486 amino acids)
Biological process (GO): protein dephosphorylation; regulation of phosphatidylinositol 3-kinase/protein kinase B signal transduction; cell motility
Cellular component (GO): cell projection; plasma membrane; cytosol
Molecular function (GO): phosphatidylinositol-3,4,5-trisphosphate 3-phosphatase activity; protein tyrosine phosphatase activity
Source: RefSeq, a predicted model, not a curated record
GUUAUUGUUUGGGGAGUCUUUCUUCGUUAAUAUUCUGGUUACUGUUUUUAUUUCACAUCAUAUGUAUCCGCUUUUGAAUUCAGAAACGCUCCUUGGGUUAUGCUAAUGUCGUUUUGAAGCAAUGCGUUUCGAGCAAUGUUCAAAAACUGUUUGAUUUUGUGUUGAAUGUGGGUGCUUUGUAAUUGCUAUAGAAGGCAGUGAUUAAUCAAGGAUGUUACUUAACAUCUCGAUGUUCGAUCUGUCCUAAAAACUGUGGAAGUUAAUGGUUGAAAUGGAAUUGAUAUACAACUUUGAAAUUUUUGUAUGUGCGAUGAAAACCAUUAUUUGUAGACUGACACUACAUCAAACAGAAUGUUGAUUGUAAACGUACAGUCCAGACCGUUUCAAUGACCUGAUUUUGAGUACUGAAAUAAGGAAACAGACGUGACGGAAGUGCGAUAUUUUCCGGAAAUCGAACAGUGAGGCAGGCGCUUAGGACGGCAAGACAAAGCGUUAGUUUAUGAGUAUGUUGGUGAGACUUGGGUUAAAAGUCUUAAAGUGAAUAGCAUCUCGGAAAAGUAUAGGACGCGAGAUUUUGUAGGAAAGGACUGGCUAUCAAAAAUGCCGUGACAUACUGUAUUGAUUACGCCUUCUUGUUUCCGCAAACAAAACUGAUGAAGAUAACGCAAAAGUAAUAGUAGUGUACAUGAGACCUGACAGAUUGAAUAGUAUGAAAAUUUGCCCCGGAUGAAUUUUACCGUCUGGUUUUGAAGAACAGUGUUUGUGCUGAAAUGCGUUCAUUUGCCUCAAUGUUAGUUGACACAUCAAGUGAAAGCUAAUAUUAUUUAUUCUUUGAGAGGUGCAGUGAUUUUUUUAUGGGGUUAUGCUUCUCUUGCAGAAAGUCGAGACUAGAAAGUUUAAAAUCCGAACAGUUUUCCGCUUCUGCAACUCCACUCCAUGUUUGCGUGGAAGAGCAAAAGGGACCAGAAAUUGGUUCAUCUUCUAAAGAGAUCUGUCAGUACACAAAAAUGGCUAACACAAUCUCCAACAUAAAAAUGACUAAUCCAGUAAGGAUCCUUGUGAGUAAAAGGAGAAAACGAUAUACACAGGAUGGAUUUAAUUUGGAUUUGACAUACAUUAAGAGCAAUCUCAUAGCAAUGGGGUUUCCAGCUCAGAAGCUUGAAGGUGUGUACCGCAACCACAUUGAUGACGUUGUGAAAUUUCUGGAGUCCAAACACAAAGACCACUACAAGAUCUACAAUCUGUGUUCUGAACGAUCAUAUGAUGUGAGCAAAUUCCAACAGAGAGUGUCUGUUUACCCUUUUGAUGAUCACAACCCUCCCAAAAUGGAACUGAUUGGUCCAUUCUGUGCUGAUGUUCAUGAGUGGCUAUCUCAGGAUCCCAGAAAUGUUGCUGCUGUCCACUGCAAAGCUGGAAAGGGCCGAACAGGUGUUAUGGUUUGCUGCUAUCUCUUGCACAGCAAGCUGUACUCGACAGCAAAUGAAGCACUCAGUUACUAUGCUGGAAUGAGGACGCAUGAUAAAAAGGGUGUUACAAUACCUAGCCAACGCCGGUACGUUGGAUAUUAUGCAACAUUAGUACAAGAAGAAUUAAAGUAUCAUCCUGUUGUGCUCCUCCUUAAGGAGCUUCGUAUAGAACCCUUGCCAAACCUAAAUGGAGGACAAUGUAGUCUCCAGGUAGUGAUCUCAGAUUCAAACAAAUUGAUAUUUACGUCACCUGUUUAUGAAGUCAAGAAAGGUAGUCCAUCUUUCUGCAUACCUUUAGACCAGAGUGUUCGGCUGGAAGGGGACAUAAAAGUGCAGUUUUUUAACAAACCAAAAAUGAAACGAAAGGAGAAGAUGUUUCAUUUUUGGUUCAAUACCUUUUUUGUUCGUGAGGAGAUUCAAGUACCUGAUACCCCUGCCAAUGGGAAUGAGGAUGGGGAUGUAAUCCCACCUCCUGAUAGGUCUAGUAGAGCUAUGAGUUGUGAUGGACAGUCUCAUGUAUCGCAACUUCCACUCAGGCAUUCAAGAACAGUGUCACUUGUUUCUUUGGAGCCUGACAUGAAAAUGUUGGUGUUGAGGCUGAACAAAUGGGCAAUCGAUGAGGCUCAUAAAGAUAAACAAAACAAGUUGUACAGUCCAGAUUUUGAGGUGACACUUUACAUGCGCCGUGUACCAAGUGACCUGUCAGCCAGUAAACUUUGGCAGCAUACAGACAUGCAGCAACGAACGCAUUUCCAGGACACCCCUAGUGAGUCGUCUGAGGCUGAAUCCAGUGACUCAGAUUCAGCAGAAGAUGAAGACUGGGAAUCUGGAGAGUCAACCUACCUGUGAUCCCUGUGCCCAAUUCCUUCUUCGCUGGAGCGGUGCUUGGCCACUAACACGAGCUGUGGGGUGUGCAUGGGAUCCUUCUCCAGAAAGCAAGCUGUACAGCAAUAGUCCUUAUGGCACUUCUGCUUUUUUUGUUAUUUUCUUUACUUUCUCCUUCAUAUAACAUGUAGAAAGUUGUAAAAAGCAUUAUAUGUUCACUUUGACUGUGUUUGUACUUUUUUUAUCUUUUUCGCUUAAAUAAUACAGUAGCGUACAACUGAUGUCAGUUUCGUGUUUGAAGUUGUGCUUCCAAGUGUGAAUUUUGAUAUUAGCUUUCAUUGUUUUAAGAUUCUGUAACAGCAGUCCCUGCAGGGUUUUGUGUGCUAAAUAUUUAUGCGAAAUGUCCAUUGCCUUGUAGUUAUAUUGAGUUUCAGUGGUCACAGCUGACAUUCUGAAAUCACAUCUUAUUUUCAUUUGUCCUGUUUGAUGUUUGGUGUUGAAUAUUUUGUGUGAAAUUUUGAACAUGUGUGUGUGUGUGUGUGUGUGUGUGUGUGUUAAAUGUAUGGUAGUACGUAAUAUGUAUAGAAUUACAUAGGGAUGUAUGUCAUGCAUUAGGAUGGCAAAGCAACGAUAAGAUGCCUAACAAUAGCUAAUAGCUGUGUGGCAUAUUUUUUAAAUGAUUGUGUAGUGCAAUUAUCAGUAUUAAUUGGCGUAUUGAAUGGCAUUGAUAUAAUGUGUAACCAUAAACGGUUUUUUGCUAUGCAGCAUGUUCAUUUCAAGUGAUGUAGUUAUAUCAUCAGGUCCUCUUUAUGUAUUGUGCCUUCUUGCAUUUUUUAUUUCAUAUUCCACACAGGUUGUAGUGUCCCUUUUAACAGAGACAUGUAAGAUUACCUGUUCAUUAUUUAUGCACUUUUGUCUGAUUAUUUCUCUUGAAUUCCAGUAUAUGGAUCUGUGAUAGUUUCUGAAUCCUUACAGUUUUAAGAACAAAUGAAUCAUCUCAUGAAAUUAUGUGCGUGAUUGUGGAUUAGAGUGAGCAUGAUCUCUUUGGUAUAUCAUUUAAUUUAUAAUUUAUUGCAGUAAAUGAAACUGUGAUAAUUAAGGUGUACAUACUUAUUGCAUUGAUACUAAAAGGCAACUAAUUUGGUUAUGUUAAUUAUUAUGUUGUAGUGGAGAAUAUGGAGUGAUACAAAGCACAGAAGUACAGGGGAAUACUCAGAUGAGGAGAGUGUAAUUAGAGGAUAUAAAAAGGGUAUAUGAAGAAAAGAGAAAUAGGGAGCCACUGAAAUAAUAGAGCUAUAAGGUUUAUGCCAAAUGGUUAACAAAGACCUGAAAUAUGUAUUAAUGAGGGAGAUGAAAUCUGAGUUCACUGUUAACAUAAUAAUUCUGUGUUGUGCAACAUGUUAAGCAUCAGGUUGUCAUGAAAGAGGACUGUUCAGUCUUUCAGUUGAAGCCUAUGCUGAAAAUAUGUUGGAUUAUAUCCAUAUCCAUGGAUUAUAUCCAUAAGUUACAUAGAGCUUGAAUCACCAUGAAUAUUUCACCAUUAUUUUAUUCUAUGUUACAUUUGUUUUAUUUAUGUUAGACCUUAACCAUCAAUUCUCUUCUUGUAGCACAUCCUAAUUUUCUUUGAUCCUUGAUCUUUGUCUUAAUUUCCUGUUGAAUUUGUCUUUCUCUUUUCCCUCUUUUUUUAUAAAUCACUUUCCUCUAUCUGGCUUCUUUUUCUCUCUAUUUUCACACAAAUCUUCAUGUAAUGAUGUGCUACACACAUGGAUUGUCACCCAUCAUCUGUAUUCACACUCUGUCCCCAUACAUUGCACAUUUCAUCACCAUCAUGCAUUUAUUACCAUCCUGGUUGCUUUCCAAGUCAGAUACCUAUACGAAGUGUGAUAACGAGUUAAGAGUUAAGUUUGCAUUAAUACAAGUUCAUAUAUUUGUCUUACUAGGCUGGAAACCUGUAUCAACACUUUCACAACCUCAACAAAUUAUAUUGAAAAUUAUUUUGCUGUAUUGAUAAAUAAUUCUAAAAAAAUCAUGAUGAGACCUACAGAGCAUGGGAAAAAGCGAUCUUGCCGGCCUACCCAUGGAUGAUCGUUAUGUUACAGGAUUUGUUUUUAAUGGUUCUGUGUUUCUGAAGACUGCAGAUACUUAAAGAAAAAGAGCAGUCAAAGUAACAUAAUUCACUUUCUUAGUCAGUUACAUCACCUUGUUUACUGCUGGGAAUAGAGUAUUAAUUUUAAUAGCUAAAAAAAUCACAGUGCCCAGUUUUCUUCUUCUUCUUCUUCUUCUCCUCCUCCUCCUUCCAUUUCACUUUUGAAGGCAAUGAAAAUUUGUGAUAUGCGUAAGGGAGCCUUUAAAACUGGCACAGGAAUGAGAGCUUUAGGAGAGUGAUCUACCCAUAGAAUCCGCUCAUUAUUUUCUGCUCUCAUGGGAGUAAACAGAGUAGUUUUAAUACAUCCAUAUGUUUCAUUUCUAUACUAUUAGAAUCUGUUUUUAAUCACAAACAACCUUCUGAUUGGUCAGUAAGCAGUAUGGUCUGACUCUCCCUGCUCUACGUAGCUUUAGAUUGUAAAUAUUGGUAGGAAUAAAUAACACAAUCCAUCAUCCAAGUUUGUUGAUUGCCAUGAAGAGCAUUAGAUUUUGGCCUUUAAUCCUCUGGACUUUGGCUUGAUGUGACAUAUCCUUUUCUCUACAUCUGCUGUGACUUUCGUACAUACCAUUUUUCUAAUAAGCUCAUAAACAGCUCUGAAGAACUGAGUCUUACCAUCAAAUGUUUCUUUAUUUUUGUGGAGAUUUUUGACACUGCCAAGUCUUAUGACAAAUCAUUAGAAUGGUUUGCUUUUUGUUUCUUAAUUUGUCUUAACAGUUAUUAUAAACUAGCCCUAACUUUGCAUGCGUAGCGCAAAGUAUUUAUGGCUGAAGGAUUUGUGUGAUGCUGCAGUAAUAAAUUGUGUAAACAAACCUGAAUCAGUCUGUUGAAUAAUAAAAGCCGAACUAAAAUUUGUACAGUAGUUCCUGAGAUUAGUUUUCACAAUACGAACAAAAAAAAUGUCGUGGGGGCUUUAAAUUAUAACAUGUGUAGAUAAUGACAUAAGUGAGGUACAGUUUCUUGAAUUAAUGGGAGAGUCUGAAAAUAGCAUUUACACAAAAUGAUUCACUGCAGUCUCAUUAGUUAUGAUUCUUGGAAUUUGUGACUCCAUGCACUUUGAUAGAAAUCAUUUAUUUAUUAAAUCUUCUUUAUUAAAUUUUCCAUUACAAUAUGUGCACUAUAUUUACCUUAUGUUGAACAGGGUUAGACAAAAGUGCUGUUUUGUUUAUACAGUCAGGGAUAUUGAUAUUGGUGCAGUAAAAUCUUUUCAUGUUACUAACAACACAAUCUCCAGGGUAACCAUAACAUUGUGGGAAGCAUUAUUGUCUCCUCAGGUCUUCUGGAAUAUAUGGGAGGAGGGCUAUUGCACUAACACAUUGCAAAAAUUUUCACAAGCACAUUAAUAUCAAUGUCAGUCAUUAAGAGUGAUUGAAUUCAAGUUUGAUAGUAAUUUCCAUGGUGCCUGACUAUUGAUUUUACAUGCUAUAGUGACAUAAAUUGUAUCUUCAUAUUUCAAUCAUUUUUUUAAAAAUGUGUCCAAAAAUACUUAUUUCAAUGUAGUGUGCGAUUGUUGUUGUUGAGUUUUACCUUUUUUUUCUACAUCUCCGUAACCUUUGUAAACAGUAUAUUCACUAAUUGUUAUAUUCAGUAGUAAGAGUAUUCUUUGUCAUACCUGCUAUGAAAUGAAUAUUAAGGCACUUUUUUGUUCAAUUUUUUAUAGUUUCUCACUAAGGAAGUUACAGGAGUUAUUCUGUUUUGUGCUGUUAACAUUGUGUGGAUUUUGUUGACUUACCUUCUGCUGUAUAUCUUACUGUUGCUCCAUUAUGUCUUGGCUAGCAGGUGGCGCAUCUAAUAUCACAUGCUCAUAAGAGUUUGGAGGAACUUGCACAUGCUGAUGGAUGAUGGCAGAAAUAUCUUCAAGCCAUAGUGGAUCAGCAGUAGGAGCUGCAUCACGUCUUCAUGAUUCUUUUACAAACAGUUUUUGCUGAGCAGUGGUUUUCUUUGUCCGAAAAUUAAAACAUGGUGUACCUUUAGCAAUAUCCCAAGUUAUGUAAUUUAUGUGUUGCAAUAUAAUAUGUUCUUAUUUAUUAUAUAUGUGUGAAAAUGCAUUAUCGGUAUAGUAUAUGUAGUCUUGUGUGUGCUCCCAUUUUUGUUUUCAUUUCUCCAUUUAGCAUGUUUCUGCUGUUGGCACAGAUACAUUCAGUUGGGUUAGAUUCAUUACUUUUGAAUGUAAAAUUUGUGCUAUUUGUAGUUGACUGCAUGUGAUAAAGGUUCCUGAAAAUGUGUUGCAAUAACAAUCACACUGAACAUAUAUACAUGGUACAAUAACUAAAUACAUUGUAAUCCUUUUUAUAUAUUCAUCACAUACAUAUUGGAAGAAGCAUUUAACAGUAAUAGUAAUUUCAUUGAAAUGUGUAUAUUUUGUUGUUAUGCAUAAAUGUUUUGUAAAUAUACAAACAUGGUUGAUGUUAGCAAUUCCAGUUUAGUUAUAGAAAUCAGUGUUUUGUUUUUGUUUGGUAAGACGCUAGGUGAAGUAUGUUCCUCGUUUCCCAAGAAGCACUAGAAUGCUAGAAAAUUAUAUUAUCUUACAGCUGUUGAAAUAUGUUUGAUUGUUAUGUCAGUGGAGUUGGAAAAGAAAUAUAUUAUUUUUUUAAGAUGGAACUAAUGAAAAUCUCCACUUGGUCAAAAAAUAUAAUUGUGGUCACAAAACAUUUGCAUAGUACUUUUUUUUUAAAAGGAGCUUGUUUCAUAUACAUUGAGGCUUCCAUUAUUUUUUUAAUUACAAAUAUUUAUUUAUUUAUAGUAUACAACUUCUCUCGCUUGUUUUUCACAUUCAUAAUUUCUUUAAACUUUCAAAGUUGAUGUGAACAAAAUAUGAACGUUAAAGAUACUUAAUUUGAAACAAGAGGUUGAUAUCUGUAAAAAAAAGUUAAGACAGAUAUAUUUUUGCUUAUUUCUAUAAAUAGUUGAGAACUGAGAUUUUCAUAGAGAAUUUCCAAUAUGAUUGUUAAGACUCUGAUAAAAAAUUUUGCCUAUAGUUGUCUGGUUUGAUCCUUCAAUCUGUCUUACAUCUUUUGGUUGGUGUAAUAGAAUUAUGAUUCGUAAAAGCUGGAGGAAUUUAUGAACAUGAAAACUUUAUUUAAUUUCCCAUAUGUUUGGUUUAAACACAUGAGUUCCUUUUCUAAAUAUAAUUUUUAGCUAAUUUAUCAGCAGAACAACUCAGAUUUUACUACCAGAUUAUAUAAUAAGGUUAUAUUGAUCAUAUUUAUUAUUUGAUACAGCUUCUGGAUAUGUUUUUUGUCAUUUUGUUUCUUUCUCAUUUACUCACUCUCAAGCCUUUUGUAUCUGACAUGUGCCUGUUAUUUGACAUAAACAAAGUUAUUUUUGUCAUACAUGCUCAAGAGUAUGUCCCAGGAACAACAUGCACAAGUUUUUCAAAUUUUAUACUACUGUUAUCCACCAUAUGUUACUCACUUGCUGCAGUUUUUUUAAUUUUGAUAUUCAUUACUUGUCUCUCUUUCUUCCAUUUCAUGUAGGACUGUAGUGUUAUUAUAUAAGAAAUUACUAAAUAUGCCAUCACAGCAUCCAUUACAUGUAGCAAUUCCACUUCACUUGAAACUGCAGUAUUGUUAUACUUAAAUUUUCUUUUCCUCGCCAUUUGUGCUAGACACCUUACAUUUAGGCUGAGUACAUUUGUUGUGUGAUUGAGGUAGAUGUUACAGAACAAGAAAUGAAAGAAAGAAAGGCAGUUCCUCAUUAAAUUGUGUUUUGUUUCAGUUACAUGAGUGACUGUUGAAUAAUUUCUAUAUCCUGCAAACCAUAAAGUCACAGUCGCACUGCCAUUCAUCUGCAGGGAAUGGAAGAGCUUUCUUCUUGACAGAUACAGAAGCUUGCAGUUGUGCACAAAAAAACUUCUGUAAAUGUCUUUGUCAAACUGACCGUUCCAAAUUUUGUCUAGGGCAUAUUAAACUCUGAGGAUGUAUCACAAUGUGUUUGGAUUGGGAGAUACAGAACUUUUGUAUUCUGUUGUUGAUGAAAACUGUGUUUCUACAGUCUGAUACUUACUUGUGUAUCAUUUUCAGAGCUAAUAUUCUACAAGGCUUGUGUAUUGUGUCUAGGUUUAUAUGUUCAACAAUAGAUUAACUAAAAGCUCUACAUGUCUGCGAGAAAUUAAAUUUGUGGGGCAGAGGUUUCCUAGUGAGAGAUGGAGUACAAGACUCAUUUAAAGACUGUAACAAGCCAUUGUAUCCAAGCAGUUUCCUGGGAUAUGAAAAUUGCAAUAUCAUCUUGUUUUCUGUACACCUUCUCUCUCUCUCUCUCUGUCUCUCUCUCUCUCUCUCUCUCUCUCUCUCUCUCUCUCUCUCUCUCUCUCUCUCUCUCUCUCCACACUUGCACACUUGCAUAUCGAGGAAGUUCACAUUCAGUUGUCUCGAACUGCGGCUGUUGUACCUGGUACUUACAGUGGUUGAGCGAAGGAUAAGGUGACUGUAUAGUUUGCUUCUUUGUCACUGUUUGACUCCUCCUUGUGACUGGCUACUCGUGAAACGAGUGACAGUUGAAGAAUCAGACUCAGUUAACAUUGCUUUUAUUUUGAUAAAAUGUUUAAAUGAAAGCAAUACCAAAAAGUCAUAAUGGAACAUCCAACUUAAAUUGUUAUGGAAACCUCAUCUAACCUCAGUGUGCCAGGAAAGAAGAGAGCGGCCUGUUGAUUUUGGUACCAUAGUGGUAAAACCUAUAUUUUUCCAUGCCAGGUUACUCAUUCUUAUUGACAGUUACAGUUAGAUUUCUUUUAUUCUUUUUAUCCCAACUCCUCUUACACCUUCUUAUUAUCAGAAGUUAAAGUAUAGUUGAUUUGGAAAACUGUGUUGUAUUAUGCCCUACAGCUAUUUUGAUUUACCCUACCCUUAAACAUAAAAUUUGAGAAGUCCUGUCAUAUGCGAAAUAAUCUUCCAUUGUCCACAUUAAUUUUAUAUUUUAAUUUCCAACAGAAUGUAUAUAAAUUAAAGUAGGAAUAUCUGUUGGGGGGGAAAUAUGACACUGAAACUGGAAAUAAUGUGAAAGAUUCCUGUGCCAAAAUGGAACCCCCUUGUCCCUCCCAGCUAUAAAUAAAGUUCAUUGUGUCUUUUGUGAUGGAAAGUUGACUGCUACUUGCCUCAUUGUGUAGGUGUGAAUUUAUUUGAUCCUGAAUUACAUUGCCAUAGAACUAUAUAUAAGUUUUUUGUGUGAUUGAUAUAAAAGAUUAAGAAAUCUAUGAUGGAACAACUGCUAGCUCAGUGCUCUGAUCGUAUUUCCAAGAACAGAACUGCUUCUUUGUUGCAAACAGUACUUUGCUGUACUUAUGAAUGAUGUUUGCAGUAAUUUCAAAGUGCAGAAGUUUAAGGAAUGCCCUUCUUACUUUCAUAACAACUCAGUUGUUCUAGUUGUUCCACAGUUGUUUGUAGUAUUCUAUUAUGAAAGAAAUUAUUAACGUCCUCUUCACGGAACAGUUCCUUAAUGGGUUCUGCUAUAUUGCUUUUUUGAGUGAGUUUCUAAUUAAUGUUAACCAAACUACACAAAAGUAAUCAACAUUAAAGGCAAUGAAUAUAUUUAACUCAGACUUGCAAUGUCCAAUUGUUGUUCCAUGUCAUCAUAGAAAAUCGAAUCUCAAUCACUGAUAUACUUUCAUAGUAAUUUACUCAAAAAUAUAUAUUUACGUAUUGACUCUUCAUUGUGUGCAAAAUUUAAAAGAUGCAUUACUUUGACAAAAUGAUGUAAAUGUACUUUAACAGGACUGAUUAUAUCUUUUUUGUGUUGUGUUUGUUUAUGACUACAGUAUAGUAUUGUAUUGCUGUGCUUUGUGUCAAUGAAGAGAAGAAGUGUGCCUUGAUUGUAAUGUAGUGUUCAACCUAGAAAGUACAAAGCUGUUAACUUGAUCUCAAUGCUAGGAAAUAGAGUAGAUGUUAAUGCUAAUUACAAUAGAUAACUUCUUGAUGUAUGUACUGUUUUGUGAUGUUGCCAUUAUGCAACUGUUGAGGUGCAAACUUGCCUGCAUAUAUUUGUUUUUCUUUUUUUUUUCUCUCUCUGAGAAAUGAUUGAUUGUACUUGAGUCUUAAAUAGUUCUGACUUUAGUAACUAAUUUUUCUCCUAUAAAUUGUUUCACUUGUGCCAAAAUUUUACUAUUCAUUUUUAAUACUGCUAUUAAAGAUUUGUGAAUAUGACAGUUUCUACUGAAUGUUUGUCAGUGUUUGUCCUUUGCUUCAAUUUUUUUAUUUACUGUUUUUUAACUAUCUAUUAGAUUGUUGUACUUAAACCCUUGUCAGAAUGCAAGGCAUAUUUGAUUACCAUACUCACUGAAAUAUUCAUUGUAUCAGUGAUGUGCCAUUCCAUAUUGUUGAUCAGCUUAUUUAAAAAGUUAUUAACUUGCAACAUUUGGUGACUGAAAAAUUGUGAAUAGAAAUUUAUUUCAGUAUUUGCCUUGUCUGCCUUAAAAUCAGAAAACAGUGAUAAAAUAAAAGAGUUACAAAAAAUUA